Prorocentrum cordatum is the source of this 1786-nucleotide messenger RNA. Lineage: Eukaryota; Dinophyceae; Prorocentrales; Prorocentraceae. The record is from the annotation of a GenBank genome assembly.
GUUUCCUCUCGCCUUCCUCCCGUUUCCUCCCCGCCAGUCGGCCCCGCCCCCACGCACGUGCCGCCGGCCAUGGCGCCGAAGAAGACAGGCACGGCCUUUGCCGUGGCCUUGAGCACGGCCUUCCCAGAGAGCCCGGCGACCGCCACGCCCAAGGCCGCCCCGCAGCCGCAGGCGCUGGGCAGCCCCGCUGGGGCCGCGGGCGGCACGCCCGCGAAGGCCGCGCGCGGGGGCCGCCCGAAGAAGGCCACCGCCGAGCCCGACGCGGCAGGCGGCGCCGCCGAGAGGGCGGCCUGCGCGACGCCGCCGCCGAGGAAGCGCGGCGGCGGGGCCGGCAAGGCGGUCGCAGAGGAGGCCCAGGGGGCACCCGAGGCAGCCACCGAGCCGCCCCUCAAGAGGGGGAAGAGCUCGUCCGGCGCGCUGAAGCUGCCCGUGCCCCGCUCUCCCACGCCGCGCGCGCAGCAGCCCCCAGAGGGCAGCAGGGUGCUCCGGCUGCUGUCGAUCAACGUGGCGGGGCUGAGGCCCGUGCUCGCGGGGGACAAGGCGGCGGUGCUGAAGGCCACGGUGGAGCGCGAGGCGCCCGACGUGCUCUGCCUCAGCGAGCACAAGCUCAAGGGCGAGGACGUGGGGGCCGCCGAGGAGCGGCUCCGCGAGCUGCUGCCCGAGUACACCGCGGCGCGCUGGGCAGUCAGCACCGCCAAGAAGGGCUACUCGGGCGUGGCCGUGCUGCUCCGGGGCCCCGCCGCGGGCGCGGGGCAGGCCGCGCCGAUCGCGGACCCUGCCGCGGUGGCGGCCGCCGCGACGGAGGGCAUGGGCGAGGGGCUGGACAAGGACACGAUCAUCUCACAGGAGGGCCGCCUGCUGACCCUCGAGUUGCCCGAGCUGCUCAUUGUCGCGGCGUACGUGCCGAACUCUGGCAUGGACCUGAAGCGGCUGGCCUACCGCACCGAUCGGGGCCUCGAGAGCUGCUGGGACCGCUCUCUGGGGGAGUACGUCUGCAGGCUGCGGGAGGCCAGGGGCAAGCCCGUCGUCGUGAUGGGCGACAUGAACUGCGCCCACCGCGUCCAGGACAUUUGGAACAUGCACGAGAGGCCCGACUUUCCCGAGGGGCUCUCUGCGAAGCCCGUGGACGCGCAGUACACCGGGCUCACGGCCCUGAAGAAGCAGUCUGGCCUGACGCCCGAGGAGCGCCUGUCUCUCUCCUCGCUGCUGGAGCGCGCGGGGCUGGUGGACACGUUCCGGGCCGUUCACCCAGAGGCGAGCGGCGUGUUCUCCUUCUUCUCGCAGCGCACCGUCCAGAACCGGCCCCUGAACCGGGGCCUGCGCCUGGACUACGCCCUGGCCUCCGACGCGCUCUGCGCCCACCUGCGAGACGGCGCGCCGCCGGCGGCGGCGCUGCCUCGGGUACACGACAGCUUCAUCCUGGACGAGUGCGAGCAGGUGGCGGACCACUCCGCCGUGGGCUGCUGGGUCCUGCUGCCGCCCGCUGCGCCAGCAGCGGAGGCGGCCGGGGGGCCUCAGGCUAGCGCCUGACGAGGAGCGCGCGCGGAGCACGGCCAGCUCCGGUCUCCGGUCAGGACCGUUCUCGAUCUGCCUCACCUCGUCUGACCUUCUGCCCCUUCCUGGGGUGGCUGCCGCACGGCCCGCGCUGGGGGGGGGGCGAAGGGAGGCUCCGAGUGCCACGCGCGAUACUCGGGCGGCGGCCGCGGGCGCCCAGGGGUGUGCGCCAGCCAGCGGCAGAGAAGGUCGCGCCGGCAGCAGGAGAGGAUCGGCGGCGCGUGCACCGCGG